AUGGACUUUACAUUCCACAACGGGACCAAUGGCUCGUCGCCAUGGGUCGAAUUCUACCCCUACACCCCCUCCGCCUCAGCAGGAUAUGCCUUUAUGUCCAUCUUCGGCAUCGCAACAGUCGUGCACAUUAUCCUCAUGUUCCCUUACCGCGCGGCCUACUUCAUCCCGCUCAUCCUAGGAGGAAUCUGCGAAACCUUCGGCUACUACGGCCGCGCAUGGUCCCACGACGAAGGCAGAACCGCAAUCGGCCCCUGGGCGCUGCAGGAGAUGCUCAUCCUCUGUGCACCUCCCUUCAUCGCCGCAAGCAUCUACAUGGUCCUCGGGCGGAUCAUCCGCGCCUUCAGCGCAGAGCACCACUCCGCCAUCCGCACAAAGUGGCUGACAACUAUCUUCGUUCUCAACGACGUCAUCUGCUUCCUGACGCAGCUUGCCGGCGCAGGGGUGCAGAUUACCGGUGACCCGCACGUCAUGGCGAUCGGCAAGAAGGCCGUCCUGGCGGGGUUGAUCUUUGCGCUGGUGGUCUUUGGGGUGUUUGUUUGGGUGGCGGCGGUGUUUCAUCGGAAGUUGGAUGCAGAGCCGACGGCUGUGGUGAGGGAGUGUCCGCGGUUGGGGUGGAAGAAGUACAUGUGGGCGAUUUAUGUCUCGUGUGGGAUGUUGAUGGUGAGGAAUUUGGUGAGGACGAUUCAGUUUGGGUCGCCGAAGGGGUCACCUUUGAGUACGGAGGAGGCGUAUAUAUAUGUUUUUGAUGCGGCCUUGAUGCUUGGUUCGAUUGGGGUGUUGGUUGUUUGGCAUCCGGGGAGGUUGGUGCGGAGGGCUCAGAAGGCGACCAAGGCGAGUCAGAUGUGUGUGCAGAUGGAGGAUGCGCCUGAUAUCCCGUUGACGGGAUAUAGAGAGGUUUAG
Messenger RNA from Aspergillus lentulus, 900 nucleotides. RefSeq names its product RTA1 domain-containing protein. Lineage: Eukaryota; Fungi; Ascomycota; Eurotiomycetes; Eurotiales; Aspergillaceae. The record is from RefSeq and is a predicted model, not a curated record. Gene Ontology annotation, cellular component: membrane.